Dromiciops gliroides (monito del monte) is the source of this 2015-nucleotide messenger RNA. RefSeq names its product HCLS1 binding protein 3 (gene HS1BP3). Gene Ontology annotation, molecular function: phosphatidylinositol binding. The coding region runs from base 173 to 1390 and encodes 405 amino acids. NCBI's taxonomy places the organism in Eukaryota, Metazoa, Chordata, Mammalia, Microbiotheria, Microbiotheriidae. The record is from RefSeq and is a predicted model, not a curated record. The transcript has 7 exons.
AGAAGGGAAGGAAGGGAAGGAGGAGGAAGGAGAGGAGGAGGAGGAGGAGGAAGAGGAGGAAGAAGUAGAGGAGGAAGAGGGGGCCCGCCGAGGAGCUCCCCGAAACGCUCGGGAGUGGGGCUGGAGGGCUGGCGGCUUCCAUCCCGUGACUGUGACGUGGGCAGAGCGGAACAUGCAGCCGGGGCCCUCCGUGCUCGUGGCCAGCAGGCAAGUUCAGAACACUCACACUGGCCUGGACCUCUCCGUCCCCACCUACCAGGAGGUCCGGGGGAAGAUGAUGUCCGGCCAUGUCGAAUACCAGAUUGUGGUGGUGACCUGGCUACCGGCCUUCAAGUCGGCCAAACACAGAGCAGAUGACAUUGUCCAGUUCAUGGUUUCCAAAAAAUACAGUGAGAUUGAGGAGUUCUAUCAGAAGCUGACGAGCCGAUAUCCACAGGCUGCCCUUCCCCUGCUCCCCAGAAAAAUCCUGUUUGUUGGGGAGUCUGACAUACGGGAACGGAGAGCCAUGUUCAAUGACAUCAUGCGUCAGAUCGCAAAAGAUGGGGAGUUGGCGACCAGCCCCGAGCUCCUGGAAUUCUUAGGAACUAAGCCUUCUGGGGGCAUUGAUUUACCUGGGAGGAGUCCCCCAGAGCAGGAGAAGGAUGAGGCUGAUGGGGAAGCAGGGGACGACCUUGACUUCUUCCAGGAGCCAGACAAGACAUUGGGUGAGGUUCCCCUGCCCAGCAGCCUAAGCCACCGGGGAGAAGAGGAGAAAGAGGAGGAGGAGGAGGAGGAGGAAGAGGUGCUGGACCCCCUGGGCAUCAUGCGGUCCAAGAAGCCCAAAAAACCUGCUGCCCCCAUCCAGGCCAGGCCCAAGGAAACCCCUCUGGGCUCAGGCAAAGAGAGCAGGCCCAAGCUGACCAUCUUUGAUGACGAGGCAAAUGAAGAAGAUGAGCUCUUUAGACCUCAGCAGUCGAGCUCAGCUCCUUGGGGUCCCAGCCGAGACGGCCUCAGGUUGUUUGAUGACCCUGACCUAGGGGGAAAGGUCUCCCUGGGAGAUUCCUUGCUUCUGCCAGCUGCCUGUGAGCGCCCCCAGGAGCCCACACUGGGCCCAACACGCACGGACAUCAGUGAUGACCUGUUUGGAGUGGAAGACUUGGACAAGAUCUUGAGCUUGGGGUCACAGCCCAGACCCCAAGCCCUGCCCAGGGCCAGGCCGCGGGUGCCUGCCAAGCCAGCCAUCCCCAAGAAGCCUGUGAUCCUGCCCCCGAAGGUGGGCGCCCCAGAGCUGAGGGCAGCCCCCCGGGAGGACCAGCCGCAGGUGCGGGCAGAAGCUCUGGACGAGCUGGGCAUCCUGAAGUACAUCCAGGAACAGAAUUCUGCCCAGAGCACCGCCCCCAGUCUCUUCUGAAUGAGCCCGGCCCCCUCAGCUGGUGCGCUGCCCCAGAGCAGGCCUGCCUGCCAGCCCCCGGCACCUUCUGCAAUCACCUUUAAGCCUGGGUCUGGCCUUGAGGAGGGAGAGCUUGGGAAGGGAGAGCUUGGGGAGGGGCCCAGGGCUGCGGAGUGGAUGGAGCAGGGCAGACCGCCUGGGCAGAGGGAAGGAACAGCCCCACCCAAUGGGAGGAAGGCACGCUGGCACCAACGGAGGACCAAGAACGUCUGGGAGCCAGGACUCCUGGCCACGACAGCUCCCUCUUGGCACGGCAGGCGGCCUCGAACACAUCUGUGUGGCAGCUGCCCCACAUCAGUGCCCUUUGUUUGGAGGGCUGCUGGGGCCCCUGGGUGUUCCCGCUGCCAACGUCUCCCUUGAUGUCUCUGGGUGAGAGGGUCCGGGGGAGACCCCGUGAGGGCCCCCCUUUCUAGCUGUGACCUUGGGCGGGUCCCUCAUUUCCCUGUGCCUCGGUUUCCUCAUCUGUAAAGUGAGGAGAAGACUCGCCGGCUUCCCGGAGCUUUUGCCAAGUGCCUCGAAUGGCUCUCUGUCUUGGGGGGAAUCGUGUCCGGGUGCCCGGGGAGGCGCCCAAAUAAACCGAGAUAGA